UAAAGAGAGAGAAUCACAAAAGAACAGUUUACCAAGGCUGGCAAGGGCUACUAAACUCUACGAUGAACCCUCACAGCUGCAGUACUACUUCAAACUUUUUGCCAGUGGAAAGGAUCACCUUACUAAGGAAGAUGCCCUACAGAUGAUUGCUGUGUCAUAUGCCCUGACCCUGUCAGCUUCUAUGAUUCCUUACUCCACAGGCAGCACAGAUGACUCAUUGUUUGAGGGGGUGGUGCAAGGAAUGUUUGGGAUAAAUGAGAGGGUUACAUUUGAUGAUUUCACCUCCUGGUCCAAGAAGAAUAGUCCUCAUCUGUUCUGUGGGGUACAUAACUGGGUGUACCAGAUCCUCACUGGGUCCAAGAUGCCAUCUGAAUUG
Molecule: messenger RNA, 376 nt
Organism: Saccostrea cuccullata (small rock oyster)
Lineage: Eukaryota; Metazoa; Mollusca; Bivalvia; Ostreida; Ostreidae
Exons: 3
Source: RefSeq, a predicted model, not a curated record